UCGAGGUGAAUGUUAUUUCAGCUACAGAUUCAGUAUCUGACGUGUUACUAUCCCGAACGGAUCGCUUAGCUCGGUGACUCGGUGUGCCAUAGUCAGAGAAAUAAAAAAAUAAAAAUCAUAAAAAAAUAAAAACAAAGUAAGAAAAACACAGAGGCAAACCAAAGUGCCCAAAAAGUAGACUAACGGCAUUUUAAAGUGGAAAGGGCAAAAUACGAAAUUCAUUAAAUAUAUAUGUAUGUAUGCACUUACAUAUGUGGUUAUAGACACUCGCCACACCACUUUUGUGUCAAUGGUAGCGCGAAAUUGUUUUUGUAAAAAUAAAAAUAGUAAAAAUAAAAAUAACGGUAAAUAAAUAUAGAAAAGCGUCUUUCGCCAUACAUGUGCAGCUUGCCAGUGCCCAGUACUCUUUCGGUAUUUCCCUAGACUCGCCAAGGAACUGUUCUGCCGACGACGGCGCGCACCAAUCUAGCGACGGAUCACCCAGCGCUUACUUAAAAACAUACUAACAAGUGAAAUUAAAUAAAUAUUUUCUAAGCAAACAAAAGUAUUUAGCGAUCGUAGAGGACUUGCGGCUUGCGAAAACAAAUAAACGCGCGUAUAAAAUAAAAAAAAAUAUUAAAUAGUCACAAAAAAUGAUGCGGUGUAGCUAAUUGAGCGGAAAAGCAAAAUUAAUAACAAAAAGAAAAUUAAAAUAAAAAAUGUUGAAAAUUAGACACAGCUGUGUUUAGUGUUGAAAUUCUUCGUAUUACCACUUUCCAACAAUAAAUAGUGACAUCAAAUUGUUGGCACGGCUCCACACAACAUAAUUUGAUACCAAUACUUUGAUUUUUUCAAUUAAAAAAAGCUCCCCUCUUCAACUGGUGCAGCAAACGGCGUCUAACGCCACUCAAAAACAAAUCAACAGCUAUCCUCCAUCAAUCAAGCAAAAUACGGCAACCAUGCAUACGCUCUUCACCGAUCAGAACUCCUUUUCGCGUCAUUACGCACAAACCGCCGGCUAUCCGAGUGCGGCCACCGCCGGCGCCAUGACAACAGCUUCGGCGGCGGCAGCGGCACAUUACGCCUACGAUCAGUAUUCACGUUACUCGUAUCCGGCAAGUGCUUACGGCCUUGGCGCGCCUCAUCAAAAUAAGGAGAUCGUAAAACCGCCUUACUCCUAUAUAGCGCUCAUCGCCAUGGCGAUACAGAAUUCGGCCGAUAAGAAGAUCACACUAAACGGCAUUUAUCAGUAUAUAAUGGAUCGUUUUCCAUACUAUCGUGAUAAUAAGCAGGGUUGGCAGAACUCGAUACGUCACAAUCUCAGUUUGAAUGAGUGUUUUGUGAAGGUGGCACGUGAUGAUAAGAAACCGGGUAAGGGUUCUUAUUGGACGCUCGAUCCUGACUCUUACAAUAUGUUUGAUAAUGGUUCGUUUUUGCGACGGCGUCGACGUUUCAAGAAAAAAGAUGUGUUGCGCGAGAAGGAGGAGGCGAUGAAGCGUCAAGCGAUGAUGAAUGAAAAGUUGGCGGAGAUUAAGCCGUUGAAAUUGAUGACCAACGGCAUUCUGGAUCACAAACAUAUGGCAGCGCAUGCACAUUUCAAGAAGGAGCCCAUCAUGGAGCUCGGCUGCUUGGCGGGCAAAGAUAUGCACACCGGUCUGAGCACGGCUAUGCUGAAUUCCUGCCACGACAGUUUGGCGCAAAUGAAUCAUCUGACCGGCACUGUGGAACAUGCCGGUUUCACCGUGGACUCACUGAUGAACGUCUACAAUCCACGCAUACACCACAGCGCCUACCCUUAUCACUUGAAUGAGGAUAAUUUAGCCGUCGCCUCCACGCAAAUGCAUACCCAUCACGCCGCUGCCGCGCAUCACGCACAGCUGCGACAUCAUCAUGCCGCACACGUCUCGCAUACGCAUCCGUUAACGCCUGGCAGUCACGCAGGUGUACAGCUGCAUGGCGGCGGCGGCGGCGGUGGUGGUGGCUUAGUUGGUACUACCGCACUCACCUCGGGCGCCUCACCUACAACGAUCUCAACGCCACAUGGUCCAACACAUGGAGGUUGGUAUACACCUGAGACGCCACCAUCUGAGCCGAUUGGCAAUGGCGGCGCUGGCGGUGGUGGUCCAAAUGGCAGUGCAAAUACCGCGGGCACACCAAAUAAUAACAGUAAUAACAAUAAUAACAACAACAAUAAUAAUAAUAAUAAUCAUAAUCAUAACGGUCCGACAGGUGUGCAUGUUGGCAAUCAGCUGCAUGCGUCGGCAUUAACGGUAACCAGCACACCGUCGGCAAUUGUCGGCGGCGUGGUGACGGGUCACACUACACUCGGCUUUCGUGAUAUGCUCUUCGAGCAAAAUCAGCAAUGCCAAAUGGACACGGGCAGUCCGAACGGCAGCCUUCAAUCCGCCAGCCCACCGACCAGUGCGAGUGCAGCGGCUGCAUCGGCGGCAGCAGCGGCGUCCGUGAUUAGCAGUCAUCAUCACCACCACCACCAUCAUUUGAGUGGGAAUCUGGGAAAUUUAAGUAAUCUGAGCAAUCUGAGUCAUUAUCGUUCGCAUGUGAGUCACUAUCAAGAUUAUGGCAUUAAAUAUGGCGUCUAAGGGGGCGAGCAAGACGUGCAAUUGGCGAGAAGUUGGGCUUCUUAUGAGCCCCAGUUUGCUAACAAACCGAAGUGACACACUUAUCGCGAGCGCUGGUGUGUGUGUGUGUGAGUGUCGUUCGAGUUCUUCGAAACGCUGAAAGAUAAACCACACAUGAGGCAGCUGUUACAAACGCGAUGGAUGGAGUCUAGACGAUUUCGAGAUAUCAAUGCAAAGCAACGAACUUUAAUUACUUUUAGUACUCGCUCUCAAUGAACACACACAAACUACUUACAAAAGGUAUACGAAUUUAUAUUCUAAGUGUUAGUCGUAAUAAAUAUGAAGAAGAGUUAAAUAUUUAUUUUAUAUUCUUACUUUUUAUUGAGGAUCUUAAUACACAUAUACAUGCAUACGGGCUGAUAAUGGUAGCCAAGUCAAGUUGUUAGUUUUGUCUUUGUUAUGAAUACUUUAUAAAAGAAAACUAUCAAAAUAAAAAUAUGUUCGAAAAUAUGUUUUCAAAUAAAAAUCAAA
This is a messenger RNA of Ceratitis capitata (Mediterranean fruit fly), 3089 nucleotides long. RefSeq names its product fork head domain-containing protein crocodile (gene croc). The transcript has a single exon. Gene Ontology annotation, biological process: anatomical structure morphogenesis; cell differentiation; regulation of transcription by RNA polymerase II. NCBI's taxonomy places the organism in Eukaryota, Metazoa, Arthropoda, Insecta, Diptera, Tephritidae. Gene Ontology annotation, molecular function: DNA-binding transcription factor activity, RNA polymerase II-specific; RNA polymerase II cis-regulatory region sequence-specific DNA binding. The record is from RefSeq and is a predicted model, not a curated record. The coding region runs from base 939 to 2579 and encodes 546 amino acids.